UUUAACACGCGCGCUCGUGUUUCCAAGCCGCACCUCUGGAGCUGCGCGAGCGCAGCCGCCGCCGCUGCAGCUGCUGUGCGUGUGGCUCCGCGCGCGCGUCUUCUAGUACCCGUCAGUCGGUGGAGGUGAUGACGUGCCGACGGUGCGCCCACCCACGCUCCAACGUAUUUUCGAGGCGAGAUCUCGCGGAUUUGAUCGCGACGGACGUUCGGGGAAGCUGUGCGCUGUCGGUGCGCGUUGGAGGCUGAGGACGCUGCGGUGCGCAUCUCUCGAUAAACAGCGGGGAGGAUGCUGCAGUCGGCACGCGGCUCUGCCCAGGGGAAACACGCGCCUCUUCUUCCUCAUCCCUUUUCUUCAAUUGCUUUCGAUUCACCUGCGCGCGUUUCCAAAAAAAAUUGAGCAUGCAUUACUUUAAAUACCGGUAUCCGCAAAAAUAAGCGUUGCAGGAUGUUGCACCCCGCGUUGCGCACCCGAUACUAUUCUGUGCGUAUGGAGAGACUGGGACAAAUAUCUGUAAUAUAAAAGUCAAAAACAUGACCAACAUUCUGACACUGAAAUUCUAGAUUUUAGAUAUUUGAACGUCUAUAAUCGAUUAUUGGAUACAAAAAAACAGCAAAAAGAAGGGAAAAAAGAUGAUAGCGUUCAGCUUGACAUCGAUACAGCACCUGGAGCCGAAAAGAAAAAGAAAAGUCACGGAUGCGCGAGCCGGAGGAGGGAGGUGUGUGUAUCUGAGUGUAAUAUCAGUGAUUGGACCUGCAGCCGAAACAGGGACAGAUAAAGGACAGAAGGACGGCUCUGCCUGAGAGAUCGUAACAUCAGCAUGUAUUGCACUGCAGCGGAUGAUUGUUGUUCAUUUUUAUGUAUUUAAUUUCUUCUUUUUUUUUCAUUUCUUUUUUUUUUUACUUAAUUCGACUUCAUUUCAACAGAUUUUUGAGGUUAACAUCUUUACUUUAAAUGCUGCAUGAAAUAUUUACGCUUUCCUAAAGCAGAUGAUAGCAAGCCUACUGAUGUGAAUGAAUACUUUAUCAGCUGCACUCACUUAUUUUAAUUGCUUAUGAUACUAGAACACAAGCACAGUAUAAACAGUGAACUACACCAGCUAGGCCUUCUCCAGAGAAACUACCUAAUUUACCUCUCCAUGCAGACAGUCUUAACAUUUUUAGUAUAUUCAGAAAUAAUUUUAUCUAAGAAAGCGCACUGAGGCUGUACAGUGAAGAUCCUGCUGGACAUUUCUGAUGCCAAACCCCAUGAGGUGGUACUGACUUUGGUGUGGACUCUGUGCGGACUUGGGUUGGGCCCAACACCACUGUCUUACCUGACCUGCCUAAAAGAUUCAGAGAACUGAGGGAAAGCUGUGAUGGAUGUCUUAAAGAGGGAGGCAGUCUGGAAAGACUCAUUUUCUGCCACUUUGUAGACUUUUCCCUCUAAGCUCCACAGACUUGCACUCAGAUACAGAGACAGACGGACUAAUCUAAGAGAAGGCCUGCAAGACUGAAGCCUCCUCUUUCUUUGAGCACGCUCGUGCUCGCAGAAAGAGCUUUGCCACAGUGAGGCAGAGAAGCAUGGAAACUCCGCCCACUGCCCCUCCCCAGCAAUUCCGUCAGUCGAGUUUUCUUAGCCGCCGUCUGAAAAGCUCAAUUAAGCGAGCCAAGAGCCAGCCCAAACUUGAUCGCACCGGAAGCUUCCGCCACAUGAUUCUCCCACGAUUCCGCAGUGCUGACCAGGAAAGAACACGUCUGAUGCAGAGCUUCAAGGAGUCUCAUUCCCACGAGUCCUUGCUGUCGCCGAGCAGCGCGGCCGAGGCGCUGGACCUCACGCUGGACGAGGAUGCCAUCAUCAAGCCCGUCCACUCCAGCAUCCUCGGCCAGGAGUACUGCUUUGAGGUAACAACAGCUUCAGGCACAAAGUGUUUCGCCUGCCGAUCGGCUGCUGAGCGGGACAAGUGGAUCGAGAACCUCCAGCGAGCUGUUAAACCCAACAAGGAUAACAGUCGUCGGGUGGACAAUGUUCUUAAAUUGUGGAUUAUCGAGGCCCGGGAUCUUCCACCUAAAAAGCGCUACUACUGCGAGUUGUGUCUGGAUGACAUGUUGUAUGCUCGCACCACCAGCAAGCCUCGAACAGACACAGUAUUCUGGGGUGAGCACUUUGAGUUCAACAACCUCCCUGCUAUCCGGAGCCUGCGCCUGCACCUCUACAAGGAGACGGACAAGAAGCGUCGCAAGGAGAAAAGCACAUAUCUUGGCUUGGUCAGCAUUCCCAUCUCAAGCAUCACAGGCCGUCAGUUUGUGGAGCAAUGGUACCCAGUCAUUCAGCCCAGUGUCCUUGCAAAGGGCGGUGGUGUGGGCAGUGGCAAGGUCAUUAAUGCAUCACUGAGGCUCAAAUCACGCUACCAGACUAUGAGCAUCCUGCCCAUGGAGCUGUAUAAGGAGUUUGCAGAGUAUGUGACGAAUAAUUACCGCACUCUAUGUGCCGUCCUGGAGCCACUCUUGAGUGUGAAGAGCAAGGAGGAAGUGGCCUGUGCCCUAGUGCACAUCUUACAGAGCACUGGCAAGGCCAAGGAUUUUCUGUCGGACAUGGCAUUGAGUGAGGUAGAUCGGUUCAUAGACAGAGAACACCUGAUCUUCAGGGAGAACACACUGGCGACCAAAGCCAUAGAGGAGUACCUCAAACUUGUUGGACAUCGCUACCUUAAAGACACCAUUGGUGAGUUUAUUCGUGCACUGUAUGAGUCAGAGGAAAAUUGUGAGGUGGACCCCAUGCGAACCCCACCUUCCAUGCUCCCAGACCACCAGGCCAACCUACGCAUGUGCUGUGAACUUGCACUUUGCAAGAUCAUCAACUCCCAUUGUGUUUUUCCACGGGAGCUGAAGGAAGUAUUUGCAUCAUGGCGUGUGCGUUGUGCUGAAAGAGGUCGUGAGGAUAUUGCAGACCGGCUCAUCAGUUCCUCGCUAUUCCUGCGCUUCCUGUGCCCAGCCAUCAUGUCUCCAUCACUGUUCAACCUGACGCAGGAGUACCCAUCUGAGCGCACAUCCCGAACCCUCACGCUCAUCGCCAAGGUGGUGCAGAGCCUGGCCAGCUUCUCCAAGUUUAGUGGUAAAGAGGAUCAUAUGAUGUUUAUGAAUGAGUUCCUGGAGAUGGAGUGGGGAUCCAUGCAGCAGUUCCUCUAUGAGAUCAGUAAUGUGGACUGUGGUAGUAACGCAGGGGCGUUUGAGGGUUACAUCGACCUCGGCCGAGAGCUCUCUAUCCUACACAGCCUGCUCUGGGAAGUCAUGGCCCAACUAAGCAAGGAUGCUAUCCUGAAGCUAGGACCCUUGCCACGCUUGCUAAAUGACAUCAGUGUGGCUCUAAGGAACCCACAGCUGCACCGGCAGGCAAGUCACCAGCCGCCUGAACGCCACAUCGCACGGCCGCCCUACAGCCGCCCAGCCACUAAUGACUUCCAGAGCCUGAUGAUGAGGGAGCAGAACAGUUCUAUAGAUAUAUCUCGUCUACCAUCUCCUACCUCCGGAGGCGGAGCUCUCUCUCACCCGGGCAUGGCUGGUUUUGAAAGAGAUCACCGUGGCAACAAAGAAGUGUUCUAUGUGGCACGCCCACCUUUAGCCCGCUCGAGUCCUGCCUACUGCACAAGCAGCUCUGACAUCACUGAGCCAGACCCGAAGGUCCUGAGUGUGAAUAAGAGUGUAUCUAUGAUGGACCUGCAGGACUCACGCAUCAACAGCGUUUCCAACCUGCACUCUGUUAACGACAUGCUGAACUCGUCGCAGGGCUCCAUCGCUGGACUGGGCAGUUUUGGGGGCGCUCCACUGCGACUUGGGGGCAUGAGGUUCAGUCAUUCGGGUGGCCUGGCCUCAGACUCGCUCUCUCAGCAGCAGCAGCAUGCGGCAGCUGCCAUGCACGUGCCGCUCUCCUUCCAGAACCCUCUGUUCCACUUGGCUUCAGAUGGGCCUCAGUACCAUGGUCCACCCCAUGCCUCACACGCCCCACCGCUCCUACUCGCCCCGGAGCCCGAGAACGGGCACGCAGGCUUCGGGGUGCCAGCCUUCGGCCAUGGCGGGUUCUCUCGCAGUGAAGAUCUCUCAGCCUUGCGCACACAGAACAGCCUUGUGCAGCCUAGCAUCGUCCACUCACACAGCUACAGUGACGACUACACCCGGCACAACCAGGCUGACUACGCACGCCGACAGCUUUCACUGCAGGUGCAGGAGAAUCUCCAUCAGCAGGUAUUAAUGGGCAUGGCUCCUCAGACUGCUACUGGCACCGGAACACCCGCCUCAGUCGCAACGCCUCCGGCCACCAUGCAUCCUGUACGUCAGGCCUCUAUGGCUCCUCCUCCUACACAGCGCAUAAAGCCUCAGCCUUCCCACCAACUGUCAGUCAGCUCAGCCGCUAACUCCACCCCACCCAAGGUCCGACCACAGAGCGGAAACCUCCUUCAGUCACCUGAGUCAAGUUUUGGAGCAAGGCCGUUACCACGGCAGCAGCUUUCCGUUAAGGACAGCCCUGCCCCUGGUCUCCCUCACCAAUCCAGCACGGCCAGUGAUAACCAGCAGCAACAGGGGGGCGCUAGUGAGAAUACAGAGAAUGCACAGAGCGAUACUCCUGCUAAAACUGCCCAACAAUCCAACCAACAGCACCUACUAAAACCAACAACUAACAAGCAGGGCUCUAAGUCUCCAUCCACACUGAACCCUCCGACCCCUGCAUCUGAGCGGACAGUCGCCUGGGUGUCCAACAUGCCACACCUGUCAGCUGACAUUGAGAGCCUGCGUGUGGACAGAGAGGACCUGAAACUUAAGGAGCACUCUAAGAGCAUGGACGAGUCUCGGCUGGACCGGGUGCGUGAGUAUGAGGAGGAGAUCCACUCCCUGAAGGAACGGCUGAUGAUGUCCCACCGUAAGCUGGAGGAGUAUGAACGCAGGCUGCACUCCCAAGAGCAGCAGACCAACAAGAUCCUGCUGCAGUACCAGAGCCGGCUGGAUGACAGCGAGAGGAGACUGAGGCAGCAGCAGCUGGAGAAAGACUCGCAGAUCAAAGGCAUCAUCAACAGAAUAAGUGGCAUCAAAUCCAGCCGUGAUUUGAGAGCAAUUGAUGAAUCAGCUUCAGCUGCAUGGAAACAAGCCCCUGCCCAGCUGAUGGCGGUGGAGGAUGAGUUGAGAGGCAGUGGCGUUUCUGACCUCAAAUCCCGAAUAUUUACAGGAGAGCCGAUCUAUGGUGGGCACACCGGAACAUGAUUGGACCACAGCAGCACGACAGGAUAUGUGACUGGACCCAUGCCAGUCCAGGAACCUCUCUUGUUUCUGAAUGGUUGAGAGAGGAGAGAGAAAGAGGAAGAGCCUGAGAAAAAAAACACAAAACAAAACCACGCUCUGACACAUCAAACCCCAAAAAGCACACAAAAUCACGUACACAAGAGCACAUUCUUUAUGUCUCUCUACUUCUUUCUCUCCCUCUCUUUUCCUCCCUGAG
Tachysurus vachellii is the source of this 5466-nucleotide messenger RNA. RefSeq names its product synaptic Ras GTPase activating protein 1a (gene syngap1a). Gene Ontology annotation, biological process: regulation of GTPase activity. The record is from RefSeq and is a predicted model, not a curated record. The transcript is spliced from 20 exons. The coding region runs from base 1563 to 5231 and encodes 1222 amino acids. Lineage: Eukaryota; Metazoa; Chordata; Actinopteri; Siluriformes; Bagridae.